Molecule: messenger RNA, 1362 nt
Organism: Pocillopora verrucosa
Lineage: Eukaryota; Metazoa; Cnidaria; Anthozoa; Scleractinia; Pocilloporidae
Source: RefSeq, a predicted model, not a curated record
AUGGAGCGCGAUUUUGAACUGGAAGAAGUCAACAAACCGAAAGGUAGCGGUCUUCUUUACUGUGGUCAGCCUUUCAGAACCGAAUUGAUUACAACCACGAAGCACUUUAGCUUCACACAUCUGACCGUCCAAGAAUUCUUGGCCGCUCGUUGGUUUGUAAGGGAAAAUCGUGUUCCCGAUGCGAAAUGCUCUGAAAUGGUUUACCAAUUCAUGGCUGGCCUUUUCUCACGUGACGCAAACGAGGAAAUGAUGGAAAAAUUGAUAGAUUCACCCUUUAUGCCUCCUUAUCUUAGAAUGAGGUGUCUUAAUGAGUAUCGAAACAAAGAAUUCGCUAAACAGUUCUUGAGGGAGAAUCCCCGAGCGUUUUGUAAUUCGCACGGUGUCAUGGAUUUAGCUUGUUACUCAGAUGUAGACUGCAUUACGGUAUCAUUUGUAUUGGACAUUAUCAGUGAACUAAAUGAAGAGGAAGCUGGAGAGGCACAACACAAGUAUACCGAUAAGUUUGUCACAGUUGAGAGGUUAGGACUUUUCGGACCACGUCUAACACUGUCUGGAAUACAACGAGUCUUUAAUUCACUGAAGAAUGAACACUGUCUUGUGUCUGAACUUAUAUUAUCUUACAUUAACUGGAGUGUUGAACAUGUUGAUUUUAUUAAUCGAUUAUUGGUAAGGAAGUUAACCACACUAAGUCUGAAUGAUAUUAAGAUCACCGAUACCGGUGUUGCCAGGCUAUGUGAAGCUUUACAGCAUCCAAGCUGUGAGCUAACUACGCUAAAUCUGAUUUCUAGUGGGAUCAAUGAUACCGGUGUUGCCAGUAUAGGUGAAGCUUUACAGCAUCCAAGCUUUAAGCUCACCACACUAAACCUGGGGUUUAGUGAGAUCACUGACACCGGUGUUGUCAGUCUAUGUGGAACUUUACAGCAUCCAAGCUGUAAGCUAACCACACUAUAUCUUGAGGGUAAUAACAUCACUGAUACCGGUAUUGCCAGUCUCUCUGAAGCUUUACAGCAUCCAAACUGUAAGCUAACCACUCUAUGUAUUUCGUUUAGAGGGAUCAGUGAUACCUGUGUUCCCAGUUUAUGUGAAGCUUUACAGCAUUCAAGCUGCAAGCUAACCGCAUUAAGUAUGCUCUGUAAUUUGAUCACUGAUACCAGUGUUGCCUGUCUAUGUAAAGCUUUACAGCAUCUAAACUGUACGCUAACCACUCUACGUAUGCAACAUUGUGAGAUCACUAAUAUCGGUGUUGCCAGUCUAUGUGAAGCUUUGCAGCAUCCGAGCUGUAAGCUAACCACACUAGAUCUGGAGGAUACUGACAUCACUGAUAUCGGUGUUGCCAGUCUAUGGUCAUUGGCUUUUAGUUAA